Molecule: messenger RNA, 1290 nt
Organism: Closterium sp. Naga37s-1
Lineage: Eukaryota; Viridiplantae; Streptophyta; Zygnematophyceae; Desmidiales; Closteriaceae
Source: the annotation of a GenBank genome assembly
AUGGAGCCCAGAAUUGCGAACAAGUUUAGGCUAGGGAGAAAAAUCGGUAGCGGUUCUUUCGGCGAGAUCUAUCUCGGAACGAACGUCCAGACAAAUGAAGAAGUCGGCAUAAAGCUGGAAUCGACCAAGACGAAGCAUCCUCAGCUACUCUACGAGUCAAAGCUGUACAGGAUUCUUCAAGGAGGAACCGGCAUCCCGAACAUCCGGUGGUUCGGCGUGGAGGGGGACUACAAUGUCAUGGUCAUCGACCUGCUCGGGCCCAGUCUCGAGGACCUUUUCAACUUCUGCGCCAGGAAGUUCUCGCUCAAGACCGUGCUCAUGCUCGCAGAUCAGCUGAUCAAUCGAGUGGAGUACGUGCACUCGAAGAGCUUCCUGCAUCGCGACAUCAAGCCGGACAAUUUCCUCAUGGGGUUGGGCAGGCGCGCCAACCAGGUGUACAUCAUCGACUUCGGGCUCGCCAAGAAGUACCGCGACCCCACCACGCACCAGCACAUCCCCUACAGAGAGAACAAGAACCUGACGGGCACGGCUCGUUACGCCAGCAUCAACACACAUCUCGGCAUCGAGCAAAGCCGGAGGGACGACUUGGAGUCGUUGGGCUAUGUGCUCAUGUACUUCCUUCGAGGAAGCUUGCCAUGGCAGGGUCUGAAGGCGGGUACCAAGAAGCAGAAGUACGAGAAGAUCAGCGAGAAGAAAAUGUCAACCCCCAUCGAGGUGCUCUGCAAGGGCUACCCCACGGAGCUCGCCUCCUACUUCCACUACUGCCGCUCGCUGCGCUUCGAUGACAAGCCCGACUAUGCGUACCUCAAACGCCUCUUCCGCGACCUCUUCAUUCGCGAAGGGUUCCAGUUCGACUACGUGUUUGACUGGACCAUCCUCAAGUACCAGCAGUCCCAAGCCUCCGUCGCCCCAGCCCGCAUGAUGGGUGCAAAUGCGGCAACAGCAGCGCCAUCACCAGCUGCCAAUGCACCAGACGCGGACUUGGCUCGCCGCAGGUCGCCCAUGGAGAGCCCCCGGCACCGGAGUCCCAUGCCGCAUGCUGACGAGGAGGCGGAGGCGGAGCGCCAUGCAUACACGCGGACGGGCAGCGGGUCAGGGGCGCGCAGAGCGCCUGCUGCUGGCGGGAUGGCGCCCGCACAGGCAGCAGCGGGGGCAGGGGGCGUGCGGGGGAGCACACCGGACGCGCUGGAUAGCAAGCGAGGGCUGGGACUGACUAACGCGCUGUCAGGGAUUCGCUCGGGGUCGCGCGUUCGCACUGGUCAGGGAAGCGGGCACGUGUGGCAGUGGUAG